AUCGGAUUAUAUUCAAUAUUCUUUUGUGCAUGAUGUUUAAAAUAUGUGUUAAUAUUUUUUAAAUAAUUUUUAUAACAAGCAAAUAUAGUGUUUAUUAAAUAUAUUUUUUUAAUAUGCAUAUCUUACUAAAAUUCAUUUUGAUAGUGUUUUGUCUAGCUUCAUUGUGUGGAAGCUACGAACUUAACAAGGCAAAUACAAAAUGUAAUAUUCCAUUAGUAAUUCGCGGGCAAUGGUAUUCUUGGGAAAAUGGACGCAGUACAACAACAGAGAUUGAUGCAACCAGUAUGUCUAAACGAGGGAAUUGCAUUCGAUCAAUGGAAGAAAAUCAGGUGAAUUUCACUUUUGUAUUUCAAAAAAGUGCUGGUGAUUGUUAUACAUGUGUCAAAUUCAUGGUUCGGACUGUUAAUGUAUUGGAUAAAAUGGAAAGUGUUUGUAUGACUUUAAAUCCUAAUGAGUAUGAGUCUCCUGAUAAAAUAUGUCAAUUUCAAGACACACAAUUAAACACAUUGUUUUCGGAAAAUUACAUACCCGUAAACUGCCGAUCUAGUCUUGAAGGAGUAUGGCAGUUUGCAUAUCAGAACCGUUUUCGUUUUACUGGUGAAUGUAAUAAUCCUGAAGCACAAAUUAAAUCUUGUCAAACUGCGGGAACACAAUUUUUAAUAACUAAUCAAAAAUUCAAUAUUACAUACAAAAAAUGUCCUGGUAUGACAGGCACAUUUGAUGGAGUUGUUGAGUACAGUUGUUUAGGAGACUGGUUUGUAGACAAAAAUCAUUUCUUUGCUGUAGCUAAUACUAAAGAAUCUCGUAAAGAUGAAAAAUAUCGAUGUUUCUUAAAAAAUCGAGAUGAUGAUUUAUAUAUUGGUGUGUCUAUUACGGCAGAGUGUAAUACACUUCAGACAGUAGAAAAAAGUCCAGAGAGAUUACAUAUAAAUCCUGUGAAAGCUGAAGUUGUAGAGGCAGGUUGCCGACUACCCCAAAAUUAUAGCGGUGAAUGGGUGAAUACAGCCAAUAUGGAUGCUGAUGUGUUUAUUAAUGAAACUCAUGUAAUUGAAACAUGGUAUCCGGAUGAAGCACGAUUUAGAAGAACAAUAUAUGUAUGUCGUGAACAAAGAGGAUCUCGUUAUAUGAUGGCACGGCUCACUGUUGAUGGAUGCCAAAAGGAUUAUGUGUGUUUUGAUUUUGUACCCCGACAUCACAAUAUUAUUCGUUAUAGAAGAGGUAUAGCAUUUAUUAGAGAUAAUUUUCAUACCGUGUGCUCUUGGGUACAAUUUCCAAACAAAGAUAAUUGGAAAUAUGAUAUUUUUGUCUCCAAAACUCCUGUUCCUAUAAGAUGUCCAGUGGCAGGUAAAUUCAACUUCACUCAAAAAGGUGAUUUUUUGUUUGAAACUCGUAUUCUUGGUGGUGUUACAUUAUCACCUCGUCCACAAAUUACCUGCAAGGAUACAAUAUCAGACUUUGCUGCCUGUGAUGGUGAUCAAAAAGAGAUUACUAUUGAUGAAUCAUUUUGCCUUGAUGUGGAUCAUCGUGGACAGCCUGUAGAUAUUUAUAGUGAUCCAGACUACAGAUUACAAUGCAUAGGUUACUGGAAAGAAAAUUUGAAGUCUUAUUUAAUGACAUACGAUCCUCUUGAUGCAGCUAGCAUGUAUAGAUGUUGGGUGUAUCAACGAGCUGAUCUUAACCGUGUACUAAUGUCACAAGCUAUAGGAUCAUUUUGUGAUCUUAAACAAGAUGCAUUUAGUAAUAACUAUACAGAAGGAGCCACUGUUGCUAUUGAAAUGACAGAAUAUGAACGUGAAAGAGAUCAAUGUCCAAUGUAUUUUGAUGAUGGCGCUAAUCCAUGGGUUCAUGCAGACAAUUAUAUACAAGUAUUUAAGUAUGGUAGAUCGUCUACAUUAAUUAUUUCAUCGAGUAUGCUCUCAAUUGCUGUUCUCUUUACAAUUCUGUUGUAAAUUUUAAUUGGUAUGCCUUAAGUUAUAAUUUAUACUUCUAGUAGCUUUAUCAGUUUAUCACAUAAUUAGGAUAUUAUUGUUUAUUAUCUAAUCUAUGUGUAAAAUACCCAUGAUAUUUUUUAAAUUAUCUUGACUAUAAUCACUGUGUAUACACGUCAUAUUUAUCUUGACUAUCAAAAUAUUUAAGUUUUGAAACUUCAAUUUUUAUUACGAUGCCCUGCAAUUUGUGUUAUUUCAGAAAAUAAUUUCUAAUGAAGUGUGAUAAUAAUAUUUUGUCAUUUUGGUGUUUUAUAGAUCAUUCCUUUAAUUUUUAAAUCAUUGUUUAUUAGGAUUCUGUUUAGUAAAUUCUAAAAUUUAAUCAAUUUAAUAAUCCUUUUACAAGUGCUCACACAAUUGAACAACGUUAGUUCGUUAAAUCACAUAAUAUAACAUCAAAUAUGAGUAUUAUUUAUAUUUUUAUUGAUAUAAUAGUAAGUUUCUUUGAAAGCAAUAAAGAUAAAAUACAAAUAAUGCAAACUUGUCUUGCAUUAGUCAAGUUAAUUUUUGAUAUGUACAAUAUAUUACCCAUUUUUUAUUAUGUUUACAAUAAUAUUUUUUUGAGUAAUCUCAUAAUCAAGCUACAUAACUUCAUAAUUAUUA
Molecule: messenger RNA, 2588 nt
Organism: Rhopalosiphum maidis (corn leaf aphid)
Lineage: Eukaryota; Metazoa; Arthropoda; Insecta; Hemiptera; Aphididae
Gene: udt
Exons: 9
Coding region: 114-1949 (611 amino acids)
Source: RefSeq, a predicted model, not a curated record